Messenger RNA from Neltuma alba, 2100 nucleotides. RefSeq names its product metal transporter Nramp3. Gene Ontology annotation, cellular component: vacuolar membrane. The coding region runs from base 149 to 1699 and encodes 516 amino acids. Gene Ontology annotation, molecular function: cadmium ion transmembrane transporter activity; manganese ion transmembrane transporter activity. Lineage: Eukaryota; Viridiplantae; Streptophyta; Magnoliopsida; Fabales; Fabaceae. Gene Ontology annotation, biological process: defense response to bacterium; iron ion transmembrane transport; positive regulation of reactive oxygen species metabolic process. The record is from RefSeq and is a predicted model, not a curated record. The transcript has 4 exons.
GUUAUAAAGAAGCAGACUUUCCGAUAAACCAGAAGCUCAGCGCGAAUCUAAUCAGUUCGUCGCUGAAUACACUUCACAGUUUCAAGCUGCGUUAACGGCCUUGAGGGCGGGACAAAGAAGAGGUCAACUUCUCUCCUUAUUAUCCGCCAUGCCUCCCCAAGAUCACGAGCACGAACAACCACUGUUAGUGGACUCCGACAAACAAACAACCGAAGCCGCUUACGAUUCCUCCGAGCAAGUGGUGGUCGUCGGAGUCGACGAGUCCAACGCUGACUACGACGGCUGUGAUCGUGCCCCGCCGUUUUCAUGGAAGAAGCUCUGGCUCUUCACAGGCCCUGGUUUUCUUAUGAGCAUCGCCUUUCUCGAUCCCGGAAAUCUUGAGGGAGAUCUUCAGGCUGGUGCAAUUGCCGGCUACUCUCUCUUAUGGCUUCUCAUGUGGGCUACGGCUAUGGGACUUCUGGUUCAGCUUUUGGCGGCACGGCUCGGAGUGGUGACUGGGAAGCAUCUGGCUGAACUCUGCAGGGAGGAGUAUCCAACUUGGGCGAGGAUGGUACUGUGGGUUAUGGCGGAGUUGGCUCUGAUUGGGUCUGACAUUCAAGAGGUUAUUGGGAGCGCUAUUGCUAUCAGAGUUCUAAGUAACGGGAUUGUGCCUCUUUGGGCGGGGGUCAUCAUCACAGCUUGUGAUUGUUUUAUUUUCCUAUUUCUUGAGAACUACGGUGUGAGGAAAUUGGAAGCAUUUUUUGCUGUUCUCAUUGGUGUAAUGGCCCUCUCAUUUGCGUGGAUGUUUGGGGAAACAAAGCCUAGCGGCAAAGAUCUUCUUAUUGGUAUUUUGGUUCCAAAACUUAGCUCCAGAACAAUACAGAAGGCUGUUGGAGUUGUGGGUUGCAUUAUCAUGCCUCACAAUGUAUUCUUGCACUCUGCACUUGUUCAGUCAAGACAGGUUGAGCAGAGCAAGAAAGGCCGAGUUCAGGAAGCACUUAAUUAUUAUUCUAUAGAGUCAACCGCUGCCCUUGUUGUCUCACUUAUCAUUAAUGUAUUUGUCACGACUGUGUUUGCGAAGAGUUUUUAUGGUACUGACCUUGCAAAUAGUGUUGGUCUUGUGAAUGCUGGGCAGUAUCUUGAAGAAAAGUAUGGAGGGGGACUUCUGCCAAUCUUAUAUAUAUGGGGUAUAGGGUUAUUAGCAGCUGGUCAAAGUAGCACUAUUACCGGAACUUAUGCUGGACAGUUUAUAAUGGGGGGUUUUCUUAAUUUAAAGUUGAAAAAAUGGACGAGGUCAUUAAUUACACGAAGUUGUGCUAUCAUUCCAACCGUGACAGUUGCUCUUGUCUUUGAAACAUCAGAGGACUCAUUAGAUGUUCUAAAUGAAUGGCUUAAUGUUCUCCAGUCAAUUCAAAUCCCCUUUGCACUUAUCCCCUUGCUUUUCUUGGUGUCCAAGGAGCACAUAAUGGGCGCUUUCAGAAUUGGCCCUGUCCUCAAGAUUGUUGCAUGGUUUGUGGCUGCUCUGGUGAUAGCGAUCAACGGCUAUCUUAUGCUGGAAUUCUUCAACUCUGAGGUCAAUGGAGUAAUGUUUGGUGCUGUCGUGUGCGCUUUUACGGCUGCAUAUGUUGCAUUCAUACUUUACCUUGUUUCAAGGGCCAUUACCUUUUCACCUGGGCAAAGUUCAACACAAUCAAAGAUAAUUGCUGACUCACAGAAUUAACGAGUCAAUGUGAAGCCAAGUUCAAUUUAGGAGGGUUAAGCGUCAUUCGGCUGACGAUUUUCAUUACUGCCUUCACCGCCAAUUGUUUGCAAGCACACUCAUGCUUGUUACUUGUAUAACAACUUGAUGCAGCUGGCAGUGGCACCUUAUCGUUAGUCUGUGCUUUCAUUUUUAACAAGUGAUCAGCAGAUAUUUCUGUCUUGCUAUCGGAUUCUAUUGUACAAAGAACCCAUAGGGGUGAUGUAGUUGGGUGAAAUCUUGGCAUCGAUCGUGUUCAAACGGAUAAAUAACAGCUCCUCUUCUUUCAUUCUGGCUUGCUUUGCUGUGUGCAUGUGGUCUUGUUCAAAAUUUGCCUCUUGUUAAUAGUCAAAUGUGCCAUGUCUCACAAGGUUGUUGGGAAU